Molecule: messenger RNA, 2238 nt
Organism: Fusarium odoratissimum NRRL 54006
Lineage: Eukaryota; Fungi; Ascomycota; Sordariomycetes; Hypocreales; Nectriaceae
Exons: 3
Coding region: 1-2238 (745 amino acids)
Biological process (GO): regulation of DNA-templated transcription
Molecular function (GO): zinc ion binding; DNA-binding transcription factor activity, RNA polymerase II-specific
Source: RefSeq, a predicted model, not a curated record
AUGGAGCCUUACUCAUCCUCAAUGCGCCCCAGACCAAUCCUACCCCGUCCAACAGCAACGCCCGACACCCCAUCCGCGCCAAGGUCCACCAGCGACUUAGUUAUCCCGCGGAAAUCAAAGGUCAUCUCAGCCUGCCAACCCUGCAAGCUGAAAAAGAUAAAAUGCGACGGCGACCGCCCCGAAUGCGGGCCUUGCAUGUCGAAAGGCCGAAGCUGCGAAUACACAGUCCAGGGUAACAGAACUGAGCUCCUCAUAAGACGACAGCAGGCUCUGCAGGAGAAUGUUGAAUCGUUCGCGGCGCUGUAUCGGUAUCUCCAGGAACGGCCUGCGAAUGAAGCUAAUAGUCUGUUUGAGCGGAUCCGCGAUGGUUUUGGCAUUGAGGCGGCGCUCGAGUUUGUGAAAAGUGAAGGCAGUAGUCUUGCCUCAGCUUGCAGAGAUCCACCAAGUGCCAGGGUGAGAUGGAGUCAACAGAUCUACGACUGCAAUCUACUCUUCGAGAACGAGCUCUUGUCAACCGAGAUCUCAGAUGUGGCUAUUCAAGCCUUGCGAGAUGGUAUCGACUGUUACUUCUUAUACAUGGGUAACAUGUUUCCUAUUUACACGAGGAAGGAAGCCAGUUCGAUUCUUGACACCUUUCAAGAAGCAAAGCCAGACCAGGUUGUCGGCAGAAAGAUUGCAUACGGCGAGUUACUGGCCAUUUGUGCAUUGGGCUUCCAAUAUGAUCGACAGAUUCUACCAAACGGCAACGCAUCGAUAUGCACGCCGUUCUACCAGAAAGCUCGGCUGUUUCUCGAUUACGUCGUGGAGCAGGCUCCCCUGCGGGCGAUGCGGAUAUGCUGUUGCUUGGGGAUCUACAAUGUUAUUGCCAAGUCAUCAUUGGCAAUCUCUUAUACAGAUUGGGGUAUCCUGCUUGGCUCCUCAAGCGGACUUUGUGUUGGCAAAAAGCCUCCGGGUCUGCCAGAACAAGAUUUCAAGGGAUACAUCAAGACUUUCGCUGCACUCAUCACGAUACGGAGCUGGGUAACAGCUACUCUUGGGCAUAUUCCCAGCCCAGAGGUCUCCCGAUGUAUUCACGCAAGUCAAUCCGAGCACCUGGCUACUUCUUUUGCUGAUGCUUUUUUCCAGGAAACAAGGGAGCAGAUUGACAACACCGGCGCUCUUGAUUCAGCAGCCGAGGACCCUGUUCUCGGUGUUCUACAACAGAGGAUGGCACAAAUCACAGUCCUGAAGGCCAACAUCGUCCGAACCGUGGCAUCCUUUAGAGUCUUAUCGCCCACUAUCCUGAGACAAAUGCAUGACGACCUUGAGUUAUGGCGAUCUAGUCUCCCUGCUUACAUGCAUCUCGAGACCUUGGUUUAUACACCAGAGAUAUCUCCUGACCAGCGCCGGGUGACUUUUUACAUGCACCUUUUCUACAUGUCCGCCUUGAUUCUCAAAACUCGGGCUGUGCUUGCUACUCAAAGGGAUAUAGCGGCGUGUACCUGGGACCCUGAAGCUAAGGCUGCUAUUUGCGAGGGCAUACAUGCUGCUCGAAACUCAGCUCGACUUCUUGGGCUAAUCCUCGAGGAGAAAGCUGUGGUGAAGAACUGCUGGCUGACCAUGUAUCAAUGCUAUGUCACCUUCUUGAUGCUGAACUUCACUGCCAUCAAAAGUUUCCUUGUCGGGGGUGGUAAAGCAUUCAGGCAGCAAGAUGUGACUCUUUCAAGAACAUGUAUCGAGAUCCUUGCGUUAUGUGCUACAAAGGACAGGAUAGCGCACAGCUUCCACAGUCGACUGACGAGAUACCAGGACAUUAUAAAUGGCCAUCUGCCAGAAUCUCCACUUAACAUAACCCAGGCUUCAAGCUCCUACGAAGAUGGGCCAUUGGAUGACGACUCUUACCUAUUUAUCAAAUCUAGCGGCGACGCCAGACUUCAUAACCUGAUGCAUGAGCUACGGGAGCUACUGUGCUAUCCCCUUACCCUUCUGAAAGGAGGUUCUGAGGCUAACAUGCCGUAUCCUACUAUUGUCGAAGCAUCUGUCAACGCUGAUAUUAACUUUGCUCAUCACCUCGCCUCGCCGUUCAAUAUGGCUGAGGAUGAGGUCCCGAAUGGCUUGUUUCCGCCUGAGGAUAGCCUCAAGGAAAGGCAUGACUAUGACGCGAGGACCGAGGGUUAUCUUACUGGCUCUGUGCCUUUUGGGUGGGACGUCUCUGCAUGGAGAAGAGAUCCCGGAGUUGGAAACCUGGAUAAUACUUGA